UUAGUUAAACUAUAAACAUGAAGAAAGUGAAGCUUAAAGAACUGGAAAGCUGUCUUCAGCAGGUUGAUACUUUCGAAAGCCCAAAGGUACUCCUCGAGCAGUAUCCAACAAGCCCUCACAUCGCAGCAUGUAUGCUUUAUACAAUUCACAAUACUUUUGAUGAUAUUGAAAACAAAACAAUUGCAGAUUUAGGAUGUGGUUGUGGCAUGCUCAGCAUUGGAAGUGCAAUGUUAGGAGCAGGAUUGUGUGUGGGGUUUGACAUAGAUGCAGAUGCACUGGAAAUAUUUAACAGCAAUAUUGAAGACUUUGAUCUCACGAAUGUCAACAUGGUUCAGUGUGAUGUCUGUUCUUUAUCUGACAGCAUGUCAAAGACUUUUGACACAGUUAUUAUGAACCCUCCUUUUGGUACCAAGCAUAAUAAAGGAAUAGAUAUGAUUUUUCUGAAAACUGCUUUACAAAUGGCAGAAACAGCUGUAUAUUCCCUUCACAAAACUUCAACACGGCAGCACAUUCAAAAGAAAGCAGAUGAAUGGGAAGUGAAGAUGGAAGUCAUAGCAGAACUUAGAUAUGACCUACCAGCGUCAUACAAGUUCCAUAAGAAGAAAUCAGUUGACAUUGAAGUGGAUUUCAUUAGAUUUUCUGCCAAGCAACUCCUGAACUGAGGCAUGUCUUUAAAAUCUAUUGAAAAUGGAACAAUAAAAACAAUGAUAUUUUUUUAAAUU
Messenger RNA from Leptosomus discolor (cuckoo roller), 722 nucleotides. It is a transcript of the gene METTL5, whose product is annotated as methyltransferase 5, N6-adenosine. Gene Ontology annotation, biological process: rRNA methylation. Lineage: Eukaryota; Metazoa; Chordata; Aves; Leptosomiformes; Leptosomidae. The record is from RefSeq and is a predicted model, not a curated record. Gene Ontology annotation, molecular function: rRNA (adenine-N6-)-methyltransferase activity; nucleic acid binding.